This is a messenger RNA of Lampris incognitus (smalleye Pacific opah), 621 nucleotides long. It is a transcript of the gene hypk, whose product is annotated as huntingtin interacting protein K. NCBI's taxonomy places the organism in Eukaryota, Metazoa, Chordata, Actinopteri, Lampriformes, Lampridae. The record is from RefSeq and is a predicted model, not a curated record. The coding region runs from base 33 to 398 and encodes 121 amino acids. Gene Ontology annotation, biological process: protein stabilization; negative regulation of apoptotic process. The transcript is spliced from 4 exons.
UUCUUUUACGUUCCGGCCUCACGGGAGCAAACAUGGCGGCUGAGGGCGAUGUCGACUUGGACCUAGAAGCUGAGGAAAAUUGCACUGGAAAACCAGUAGAGAAGCCUCGUAAACAUGAUAGUGGAGCCGCCGAUUUGGAGAGGGUCACCGACUAUGCGGAGGAGAAGGAAAUCUCCAGCUCCGAUUUAGAAACGGCCAUGUCAGUAAUAGGAGAUAGAAGAUCGCGGGAACAGAAAGCCAAACAGGAGAGAGAAAAGGAGUUGGCCAAAGUCACUAUCAAGAAGGAGGAUGUGGAACUAAUUAUGGCAGAGAUGGAGAUUUCCAGAGGUGUGGCAGAGCGCAGUCUGCGGGAACACAUGGGAAAUGUGGUCGAAGCCUUGGUGGCCCUGACCAACUAAACAAACUGAACUCAGCAGAAUUUACAUACUGGACUGAUCCAUGUUCUAAAGGGGUGCCCUGGUUAAAGCACCUCAAAUUAAGAUUUUUUGUUUUGUUUUGUUUAUUCUUCCUGAAAAGUUCUUUAACCUUGAGAGGAUUGACAUUGGCUUGCCUAUUUUUUGCUAAUAAUUAAAAAAUUUAAACUAAUUGCAUCUAUUACGCAUUUAAGAUUAAUUAAAACCA